Parascedosporium putredinis is the source of this 2193-nucleotide messenger RNA. The record is from the annotation of a GenBank genome assembly. NCBI's taxonomy places the organism in Eukaryota, Fungi, Ascomycota, Sordariomycetes, Microascales, Microascaceae.
AUGGAUGGUGCCCUCAUCCCGGCCUCACUCGGCGUGAACCCCUUUGCGACCAUCACCGCCUUGGCGGAGCGCAACGUGGAGCUAUUCGCCCAGAAGCACAACCUCACGGUCCGGGACGACCGAAAUGGAAUCCUCGACCUAUUUGGUGAGCCAGAGUAUCCAUUCACUGAGAUGCGCCCCGAGCCAGACGAGGUAGUCGAACAGCAAGAGAUUAAGCGGGUUUCCUCUACCAUUUCUACAGCCGAGUCGAUGAGGUUGGCAGGGCUAGGAUUCACCGAGGUAAUGGCAGGAUUCAUUCACAGCAACGACGAAGGGGUGCCCACAUGUGACAAGAAGGAAAGCUACCAGGAGGCGUACAACGUGGCAAAGGAUCUUGACGAGGCCGCGCGCUUUUUCCUCAGCGUUCAGUCUUUCGACACCAAGUCGAUGGUUAAACGAGCGGAUCACCAGGCCACGCUCACGGGUACCUUUGUCUGCCCCUCCCUCGAGGGCUCACCCUUUAUGGUACAGCGCGGCGAGUUUAGGCUCUUGGUGGUGGACCAGAGGGCGUCGUGCACGCGCAAUAUGACGUACGACUUUGAUAUGCGGGGCACGGAUCGCAGCCUCCUCCAUUUCCACGGGUACAAGAUUGUUGACUCGUCGGUCGGGCUGUCAGUCAAGGGAUUUUGGAAGGCGACAAGCACGCUCUACGUCACCAUCUCGCGUUGGCCCGGCGGGGUCAGACACUCGGAGGACGCUCAGGGCUGGCGGCGAGGCGAGGUCGUGGCCAGGGGCAUGCUCCACAUUGAGCCGGGUGACUUUAAGCAGCAGUUGAUGACGCUUGCGCCGACGGGCGACACCUUUUGGAAGAAGGCAUGGAGCAUGGGCAGCUUUGUCAACUACUUUGGCCGCACGAGCUUGACGCACUUUCUUGGCCCACUAGCGCCGCUACAGUACCCGCCGGUAGCGUACGACGGGUACAUCAACGACUCGCCACCUGAUAAGUCGUUUACAAUUGUGGCCGACGACGGGGUGAAGACGCGCAUGCACAUGUGGGAGCCGACCAACUCGGAAAUUCCCGCGCGCAACGUGCUCCUCGUGCCCGGGGCGGGCGUGGACCACCAGAUUUACGCGACACCGACGAUUCCAUACAACCUCGUCAACUACCUCACGAGGGCAGGCUACCGCGUCUUUGUCUCGGUACAUCGCAUCGGCCAGCUGAUCGUGGCACGCAAUGACCAUACGACGUACGACUGUCGGCUAGACUUGCGGGCAUGUAUUGAUCUCGUCCGCACGCGGUACCCGGAGCCGGAGACGGCCAACCCGGGGAACAAGGUGUACGUGUUCGCGCACUGCAUGGGAAGCGUGGCGCUCUCGGCGGGCAUGCUCGAGGGCGACAUACCCGCGGCGUGGGUGAGGGGCGUCUCGUGCUCACAGGUGUUUAUGAACCCCAUCUGGGACACAGUCAACAUGAAAAAGGCCAAGGCGGGCCCCGUCGCGCUCGACAAGCUGUACAAGAUGGUAGUGGGUAAUUGGUUCAGUAUCGCAACGGAUACGGAGGAUAAGAUGGUGCAGAAGAUGGUGAACCAGCUGCUAAGGUUCUAUCCGGAUCCUAUGAAGGAGGUGUGCAAUAACGCCAGCUGCCACCGUAGCUCGUUUGUAUUUGGCCGAUGCUGGAACCAUCGUAACCUGAACGAGGCGACUCAUCGCCAGAUUGACCGCUUCUUUGGCGGAGUCAACAUGACCCUUAUGGAGUUGCUUAUGCGGCAAGGCCGUGAGGGACACGUGAUGAACCACUCGUUCGAACCUCUCGAUACGCCCAAAAACAUCCAGCGGCUCCGGGGUGUACCGUUCUUUUUCUUCGUGGGCGCCGACAAUGCGGUGUUAUCACAGGCGGCGACGGAGAAGACGUAUUCCAUCCUCUGCCAGACGUUUGGCCUGGACGGCUCGGGCGGCGAUGGCGACCAGGCGGGCGAGAAGCCGGCGAUGACGGAGAAGAAUCCCGGCGAAGAUGCGAGGGAGCCCAUGUACAGGAGAGUGGUAAUUCCUGGGUAUGGCCACCUGGACGGUUUCAUCGGCAAGGAUGCCUGGACAGACGUAUACCCGACGCUGAGGACGGAGAUUGAUCGGGUCAUUCGGGGCAAGGCGUACCGGUUCGUGGAACCUAGAGAUAGGUUUUUCGAGAUGGUAGCGGCCGGGGAGAUGCUGUGCUAA